Molecule: messenger RNA, 350 nt
Organism: Staurois parvus
Lineage: Eukaryota; Metazoa; Chordata; Amphibia; Anura; Ranidae
Source: the annotation of a GenBank genome assembly
AUGGGGCCCCCGGGCAAUAGGGGAUCAUGGGGCCCCUGUGUCCUUGCCUAAACUGAAAAAAGCCUAUGAAAAAGUAUUCCCACUUCCUGGCAGAAACAAUCAUCUCUCAUCAGUGGUAAUAGUCUCCAACUAGUUCCCACACUGUUCAAAAUAAUAAACACCCUCCCAGGGGCGGACUGACAACUCAUGGGGCCCCUGGGCAAUAGGGGAUCAUGGGGCCCCUGUGUCCUUGCCCAAACUCAAAAAAGCCUAUGAAAAAGGUACCAGGGGCAUCUAACGGGCCCCCUACUGACCCCGGGCCCUCGGGCGGUGCCCGAGUUUCCAAAUGGUCAGUCCACCCCUGCAUUCCU